CAAAGGUUGCAUAUUUUUUACCAUCAGACCUGGAAUAAUCUGUUCGUCAGUUUUCGCCCUGAUUUCUUUUACAAUUGGCGUAAUUUCUGUGUGUUCUCGCGUUGGUAUGUAGCAAUGCAGAUAAGAUGUUUGAUAAAAUGAGUGAAGAGUUGAAUUAAGAUGAGAUGUAAAUAGUUGGUUUUUGGAACUACUUUUGGAAUUUGGAAUGGGGUUUGGAUUCUGAUUAAGCCAAUUUCUUCACUUUCGUUUCUGGUUGCUUAUGUAGAAAGAAGAUCAAUAGUUUAGCGUUAGAAAGAGAAGAAGAAGAUGAAGCGCAAGCGUGGGCACAAGAAAGGGAAGUCCAAAGGGGCCUCUGCUACGAGUGCAAAAGUGGAAAUUCCAAGCGGGGAUGGUGUAAAUUUGGAGAAUGUCUCUGGUGCUGAUGACUUUGAUAAAAAUAACAAGUAUGACUCAGGAAUGGAGGUUGAUACGCCUUCUUCGACUGGGACUGAUCAGCCACACAAUGUUGCUAAUAUCAAUCCCGAUGGCUCUAUUGGUAAAGGGAGCGGGAAACUGCUUGGGCGUGUUAAAGUGAAGCUUAGAACCCCGAAAAUAAUGGAGUCCCAAGUUACUUCUUCUGAUGCCCCAACACAGAGUGAUACUGAUAAAAGUAGCCAUCAAAUGGAUUUGGACAGACAAGAGGUGGUUGCUGAGAAAGUAGAAGAUAGUGCCAAUUCAUUGCCUGAAUCUAAAAUGACUGCACCUGAGAGUUCAUCUAAGAAAGCUGGGAGCAUAAAGAUUAAGUCAUCAAAGGUACCGGGUUCAAGUAGUAACCAGAGUAUUGAAGCUGUAGCAACAAGCGAUGAGAGUCCACGCCAAAAGGAAGAGAGUCCACGCCAAAAGGAAGAGAAGACACCUCGUCAGGAUUCUAGAUAUGACAAGCAUGAAUUAGAUACUGCGCUGAUGGUGAUAAAGAAGGUGAUGAAAAUGGAUGCAGCAGAACCGUUCAAUGUCCCUGUGAAUCCUGUUGCUCUUGGAAUUCCUGAUUAUUUUGAUGUGAUAGACACGCCAAUGGAUUUUGGGACAAUAUGUAGCAAUCUCGAAAGUGGUGUCAAGUAUGAAAAUUCCGAGGAUGUAUUUAAAGAUGUGCAGUACAUUUGGGACAAUUGUUUCAAAUACAAUAAUAAGGGUGACUACAUUUUGGACCUUAUGAGACGGGUGAAAAAGAAUUUUACUAAGUAUUGGACAGCUGCUGGGUUGUAUAGUGGACAACCAAGGGGAACUAACGGUGUUGAGAGCAGUCUAGAGAAGGUUGCACCAUCAGGUCAGAUAAAAGUAUAUGUGAAAGGUGGUCAAUCAAAAAAGAGCGCAAAGAAGUUUGGAAGGCGCCAUAAAUCAGAUUGUUUAUGUGCUAUAUGUGUUUUGAAGCGCCGUAGAAGGGAGCGUGAGGAAAAUGCUAGAAUUGCUAAAAGCCUUGAAAUAGGUGAUAAUAAUCCAAUCCAAGAGUUGAACCAAGAGGAAUCCUCACCUGCAGAGAGCCCUUCGGGUGAUAAUUCAACAUCAAAUAUGGAGGAAUCUUCAGUUGACCCAAAUGCAGAUGCUGAAGUGGAACAAAGCAAAGAAGUGAAGAUGGAGGAAUCAAAGCAGCAUUGUCGCCCUUCAGAAAAUAAGGGAGAAGAGGAGGUUGAGCAGGGGGAGGAGGAGGAUGUGGAUGACGAGGAUGAAGGGAAUGAAGUUGAGAUGAAAGAUAAAGGCAAUGAGGAAACACCAGAGCAGUUUGAAAAGUCAAUGGAGGACACAAAUAAAGAAUCUCUACAGCCACCGGCAGAGAAAUCAGGAGAUGGACUCCAAUCCGAUACUCACAAAGAAGACACAGUAAUGCAACAUGAGGAAGGAGCAGUUCAACGACAGAAGCAAAAGGAGUCGCAAGAAGCACCCCAAAAAGUUAAAGCACGUCAGAUCAAGCUUGUUGAGAAUCCCAUGCUUUUGGAGUUGUGUGGAACCCUAUUCCCUGACAAUAAUCGCAAGUCCAUCUGGGGUGGGCCACAUUCUUUAGUUCGCCGUCAAAGUACUUCUCGUACUAGUUCCAUUCAUGCGGCCAUUGAUAUGCUCAUGAAGUAGGCGAAUUCCGAGACGCUUGGAGAUUCGUACUCUCGACUACUUUUGUUGUGGAGAUGAUAAGCUAACUCAUCAUUGUAAGGGCCUUUUUACCCCUGAACUAAUCUAGAGCGCAUGCCAGAUUUGUUCUGAAUACAUGCACUUAGGGGAUACCAUUGGAAAGUAACUUCCAUCGGACAGUGUAGCUUACAAGCUUCCCAUAUCUUCUGAGUUUCGACUUGCUUUGGUUUUGGGGUUAAGAAUUAGGAUAUAGAGAUCAGUAUGGACAUAAUGUGUAACAUCCGUAAUAGCCGAAUAAAGAUUUCAAGUAGUGUAUAGAAGUAUCUCUCACCAACUCGAGUAUGAUGA
This is a messenger RNA of Morus notabilis, 2445 nucleotides long. Its product is annotated as bromodomain testis-specific protein. The coding region runs from base 307 to 2100 and encodes 597 amino acids. NCBI's taxonomy places the organism in Eukaryota, Viridiplantae, Streptophyta, Magnoliopsida, Rosales, Moraceae. The transcript is spliced from 7 exons. Gene Ontology annotation, molecular function: protein binding. The record is from RefSeq and is a predicted model, not a curated record.